Messenger RNA from Vanrija pseudolonga, 682 nucleotides. RefSeq lists its product as uncharacterized. Lineage: Eukaryota; Fungi; Basidiomycota; Tremellomycetes; Trichosporonales; Trichosporonaceae. Bases 50 to 682 code for a protein of 210 amino acids. The transcript is spliced from 2 exons. The record is from RefSeq and is a predicted model, not a curated record.
CCUACUUCAACCUCUCUACUCACCAACAACCUACCCCAACCACACCAAAAUGACCAACCCCAAGCCCCACCUCAUCACGGUCCCUCUCCUCGACCACCGCGCCAAGGGCGUGGCUGUCGAGGUCAUCCCGCACCCCGGCGUCGGCACCGGCCGCCCCCUUGCCGCCGUCAAGGCGGGCCAUGAAGCCCUCGCCGCGCUGCUCACAAACCUCAAGCGCCGUGCGACCGCCUGGCAGCUGUCGCACGCGCUCUUCCUCCAGGGUCUCGGCAAGACCGAGGAGCACCUCCGCGCCUUCGAGUUUGAGCGUAUCAUCGAGACGCUGGACAACAUCGUCGAGGUCAGCCACGAGCUCGCCGAGCUCGACGAGAGCGUCAACGACGACGUCGUCGAGUGGAACGCCAAGGCCCUCGACACGCUCGCCCACCGCGACGGCUUCCUCCACGUCUUCUUCGACGAAUACGCCGUCCUCGGUGGCGAGAUAGACACGCUCGACGCGUGGUACAUUGACUGGGGAUCGGCCGGCGAGAGCCCCGCCCACGAGGCGGCUCUCCUCGCCCACCAGCAGCUCAAGGACCAUAUCGCCAAGCUCUUCGCCUGGCACAUCCGCGUCGAGAGCCAGGUCGUCGAGCCGUACCGCCCCGGUGUCCUUUUCACAUCCCCAAACCUCUGGUCAGGCGAAUGA